Canis lupus familiaris (dog) is the source of this 2563-nucleotide messenger RNA. It is a transcript of the gene TCL1A, whose product is annotated as TCL1 family AKT coactivator A. The coding region runs from base 1 to 348 and encodes 115 amino acids. NCBI's taxonomy places the organism in Eukaryota, Metazoa, Chordata, Mammalia, Carnivora, Canidae. Gene Ontology annotation, molecular function: protein serine/threonine kinase activator activity. Gene Ontology annotation, biological process: positive regulation of peptidyl-serine phosphorylation. The record is from RefSeq and is a predicted model, not a curated record. The transcript has 4 exons.
AUGGGCGAGCUCCCGUUCUUCAGGGCGCACGCGGCCUUGCACCCGGACCACCUGUGGAUCUGGGAGACGUCCGUGUACGUGGACGAGAACCAGCGCACCUGGCUGCCCGUAACCAUCGAGACGGAGAGCAGCCUCCAGGUACUCAUGCGUCAGGAAGAUGUCCCCCUAGGGGAGGCCAUGUGCCCCAGCCUGCUAGCCCCAUGCCUGCUGCCUUCCAUGUGGCAGCUCUACCCUGGAAGAAGAUACCGAGGCUCAGACUCCAGUUUCUGGCGCAUAGUGUACCACAUUGAGCUCAGUGGCAUGGAGGACAUGCUCCUGGAGCAGCUGCCAGACCUGGAGGAUGAGUGACCAGCCCAGGUCCCGCGCUCCUGUCUCCUCCUGCAUCCCCCGAGGCCACGUCCUGCUGGCCCGCAGAGGGGAUGUUCGUGCUUGCGGUCACCUUCGUUUACCAGCUGUGCGUGUCCUGUUCCAGUACUUCCCCAGUCCGGGGGGGAUUGGGGGGCCGAGGAUGAGCCCUACACAGGGCCUGCUGGACCUGCCUGUGGCCCCCCAGUCUCCCCCGCCGGCAGGUUGGCACUGGAGAGGUUGGUACGGCAUCCUCCGGGUGUCCCAGCAGCACCUGGCCUCUGGUUUUCCCCACGCCCUGAUGGUUUUUGGCCUCUGUCUCCAUUCUGCCCCUCCCAGUAACUAGUGUCGCCUGUCACAUACCCGUGGCUGCUUCUCAGUCUGUUCCCUCAGCUCCCUGUGCCCCUGGCUGCAGGGGAGAGCAGGCCCGCUCACUUGAGCCUGGGCCAGGCUUUCCAACCCCUGCACCAGCUGUGUGACAGGCGGCAUGUCUGCACAGGCCCCUGCCUGCAAAAGCCCCCCCUGCGCAGGUGGGCACAGGUGCAGGUCACAGGAAGGCCCGAGAGGAGCCCAGAUCUGUGCCCAGGACCUGGAAGCCCGCUAGUCCACAGUCCCCAGCUCACAACCGAGCGGGGGGCUGAGCAGGCGAGACCAGACACCCUCGGUCACCCAUCUGUGGAGGGACAGAGGGACAGAGGGUGCAGGGGCUGCUUUUAAAUGCUGCCCACACACCCGGAUGUCACGAAGUUGUAUGUAGUGUGAACACUUUGUAAUGUUGAUUAAUUAAAUGUAAAACAGUUUGUCUACCUCAGUGCCCAACCAGCUUCUAUUCGUGACCUAGAUGCCAGAGGAGAGAAUCAGGGACAGGCCGUCGGUCACCAGAGAAGACAUUUUUUUUUUAAGAUUUUAUUUUAUUUAUUCAUGAGAGACACAGAGCGAGAGCGAAAGGCAGAGACACAGGCAGAGGAGAAGCAGGCUCCAUGCAGGGAGCCCGAUGUGGGACUCAAUCCCGGGUCUCCAGGAUCACGCCCUGGGCUGCAGGCAGCGCUAAACCGCUGCACCACUGGGGCUGCCCCAGAGAAGACAUUUUGGAAGGGAAAGAAUACUCAUGAAUUCAUUGUGUUUCUUUUACUUUGGUGAUAAGGCUAGAAUUUUUUUUUUUCCUAUAAUCCAAAAUCUCAAAACCCCAGUGUUCUUGGAGGGAGUAAGUGACCUCAGAAAGUCUUUGCCAGCAGCUCCUUGCAUUCAAGGUCACACCCUCUGGUCCCCCCCUCCCUGCUCUGGCACCCAUGGGCUCUGUCCUGACAUGUGUAGUUCCAGGGCCACCAGGAGUCCCUGUUCCCACUCGCAGCUGUCCCCAGCUCCCCAGGCCUCAGCUGGAGGGAGUCCCUUUCCUACAGCCCAGCCCACCCCAUGCCCUGUCCCCGCCUGCUUCCAUCACAAGAUUAGCUGCCCCCGCCCCCGCCCCAGGAGCCGGUAAAUAGGGCCUCAGGUAUCACAGAGGGAUGCUUCCAGUAGAAGGAAUCCAUCCUGUGUGGUGCAUGGGUCCUCCCACUUGUGUGUGGCCAGAGUCCGUAGCUUCUUCGUCACAGAGAGGUAUGGGGGUAAUGAUGUGUAUACUGUUAGGUACCUAAUAAGAGCAUCAUAGGAGGAAAGCACCGCUUCUCCUAUUUUAUAUUCCUUGAUCCCAGUCUUACGAGGACAGGUGAACGUUGGACACCACAUGUGACAGGGUUUGUGCCUCUUGUGAUUGGAACCCCAUUGGCUUGCAUGGUGCUUGCCAGCGUAAGAGUCUGGUGUGUGGGAGCUGUCCGUAGGCAGACCCCUCUUGGUAGGGACAACAUCAGGAUGUCAGAACAGGAGAAACGUCGGAGAUCAGCCAAUUGCUUCAUUUUAGGAACUGGCCCAGGAAGAGGAAAGUUUGGGCAGACUGUGUCCCUCUCACUCCCACCCCUCAUUCAUGUGUUGAUGCCCUAACAUCCAGGCCCCAUGUGGGGCAUUUGGGAAAUGGUUAGGAUUAGCUGAGGUCACGAGGGUGGGACCCCAUGAUAGGAUUAGUGCCCUGAGAAGAAGAGGAAGACACAGAAAGAGCAGCUCUCCAUGCACAAGCCCCAAGGCAAGGCCAAGUUGAGGACACAAGGAGCCAACAGCUGUCUAUAGGCCAGGAAGAAAGUUCUCGAAGGUCCUCACCAACUGCCCAGUCUGCUGGCACCCUCUG